AUGAUUGCUUCACAGUUUGUCUCUGCUCUCACUUUCGUGCUCCUCCUGCUUAAAGAAAGUGGAGCCUGGUCUUACAACGCCUCCACGGAAACCAUGACUUUUGAUGAGGCCAGUGCUUAUUGCCAGCAAAGGUACACACAUCUGGUUGCAAUUCAAAACCAGGAAGAGAUUAAACACCUGAACUCCACAUUCAGCUAUUCACCAAGUUAUUACUGGAUCGGAAUCAGAAAGGUCAACAAUACAUGGACCUGGAUAGGGACCCAGAAGCCUUUGACCGAAGAGGCCACAAACUGGGCUCCAGGUGAACCAAACAAUAAGCAAAGCAAGGAGGAUUGUGUAGAGAUCUACAUCAAGAGAGAAAAGGACUCGGGCAAGUGGAACGAUGAGAGAUGCAGCAAAAAGAAGCUAGCCUUGUGCUACACAGCUGCCUGUACCCCGACAUCCUGCAGCGGCCACGGUGACUGUAGAGAGACCAUCAACAGCUACACUUGUCAGUGCCACCCCGGCUUCAAGGGACUCAAGUGUGAGCAAGUUGUGACCUGUCAGGCACAGGAAGCCCCUGAGCAUGGAAGCCUGGUUUGCAACGACCCUUUGGGGAAAUUCAGCUACAAUUCUUCCUGCUCUGUCAGCUGUGGGGAGGGCUAUCUCCCAAGCAGCCCGGAGGCCACACAGUGCACUUCCUCCGGAGAAUGGAGUGUUCCUCUUCCAGCCUGCAGUGUGGCUAAGUGUGAUGUUUUGACAAAUCCUGUCAAUGGAGUUGUGAAAUGUUUCCAAAGCCACGGAAGCUUCCUGUGGAACACCACCUGUGAAUUUGAGUGUAAUGAAGGAUAUAAACUCACUGGACCCCAGCACCUGCAGUGUAUCUCCUCUGGGAUUUGGGACAACAAGAAACCAACAUGUAAAGCUGUGACAUGUGAUGCCAUCAGCCAUCCUCAGAAUGGUGCUGUGAGCUUUAGCCACUCCCCUGCUGGAGAGUUCACCUAUAAGUCAUCCUGCCACUUCACCUGUGCGGAAGGCUUCGUGUUGCAGGGGCCAGCCCAGGUUGAGUGCACUACCCAGGGGCAAUGGACACAGCAGGUCCCAGUUUGUGAAGCUGUGAAAUGUGAUGCUAUCCCUCAGCCCAGAAGUGGUUCAGUGAACUGUACCCAUUCCCCCACUGGAGAGUUUACCUACAAGUCCUCCUGUGCCAUCAGCUGUGAGGAAGGCUUUGAAUUACAUGGAUCGGCUCAACUUGAGUGCACAUCUCAGGGACAGUGGACACAGGAGGUCCCCUCCUGCCAAGUGGUACAAUGUUCAAGUUUGGAGGUUCCCGGAAAGAUCGACAUAAACUGCAGUGGGGAGCCUGUGUUUGGCACCAAGUGUACACUUGCAUGUCCUGAAGGAUGGACGCUCAAUGGCUCUGCGGCUCUGACAUGUGGUGCCACAGGACACUGGUCUGGGAUGCUGCCUACCUGUGAAGCUCCUUCUAAGUCCCAAACUCCCUUGGCAGUUGGACUUUCUGCUGCUGGGGUCUCCCUCAUGACAUUAGCAUCAUUUCUCCUCUGGCUUCUGAAACGCCUUCAGAAGAAAGGUAAGGGCAUUUAUGAAUGUACUGCAAAAAGGUUUUUGAAAAAAAUUAUUUUCUCAUUGAUGAGUCAUGUUAUCUCUCACAGAUUUAAAAAGUAA
Messenger RNA from Lipotes vexillifer (Yangtze River dolphin), 1665 nucleotides. RefSeq names its product selectin E (gene SELE). NCBI's taxonomy places the organism in Eukaryota, Metazoa, Chordata, Mammalia, Artiodactyla, Lipotidae. Gene Ontology annotation, biological process: cell adhesion. The record is from RefSeq and is a predicted model, not a curated record. The coding region runs from base 1 to 1665 and encodes 554 amino acids. Gene Ontology annotation, cellular component: membrane. Gene Ontology annotation, molecular function: calcium ion binding. The transcript has 9 exons.